Molecule: messenger RNA, 1584 nt
Organism: Lolium rigidum
Lineage: Eukaryota; Viridiplantae; Streptophyta; Magnoliopsida; Poales; Poaceae
Product: pre-mRNA-splicing factor CWC22-like
Exons: 1
Coding region: 1-1584 (527 amino acids)
Biological process (GO): mRNA splicing, via spliceosome
Cellular component (GO): catalytic step 2 spliceosome
Molecular function (GO): protein binding; RNA binding
Source: RefSeq, a predicted model, not a curated record
AUGGCGCGUCCGAGGCCGACAGCAAAGUGCAGGAGCGUGUACGUCCCGCCGCCUAGGGCAGCAGCGGCGGCCGACUACGCCGCCGGCGACAAGGCCUGCCCAGCCUACCAGCGCCAGACCUGGGACGCGCUGAGACGCAGCAUCACCGGCCACGUGAACAAGGCCACCGCCGCCAACAUCCGCCACGUCCUUCCAGAGCUCCUCGCCGAGAACCUCGUCCGCGGGCGCGGCCUGCUCUGCCGCGCGCUGCUCAGGUCGCAGGCGGCCUGCCCGGCCUUCACCGACGUGUUCGCGGCGAUCGCUGCGGUCGUCAACUCCAAGAUCCCGGACGUCGGCCGGCUCCUCCUGGUCCGUCUCGUGAUCCGGCUCAGUCGCUCCCACGCCACCGGCGACAAGACACAGCUGGCGGCCGCGGCGAGGUUCGUGGCCCACCUUGUGAACCAGGGCGUGGCGCACGAGCUGCUGGCGCUGGAGCUCCUGGAGAUGCUGCUCGCCGAGCCCACGGACGAUGGCGUGGAGGUGGCGGUGGGCUUCGUCACGGAGUGCGGCGCCGCUCUGAGCGAGGCGUGCCCCCGUGCGGUGGACGCCGUGUUCGAUCGGCUCCGGAGCAUCCUCGUCGACGGCGGCGUCGACAAGCGCGUCGGGUUCUUGAUCGAGGGGGUGUUCGCGGUCAGGAGAGCUCGGUUCCGGGGCCACCCGCCUGUCCGGCCGGAGCUGGACCUCGUGGAGCAGGAGGAUCAGUUCACGCAUCAGGUCGAGAUCUCGCUCCAGCUUGACCCCGAGACCCAUCUCGACGUGUUCGUGGCAAGCGGCACUUUCCUCCAGGACGAGGCUGCCUACGAUGACCUCAAACGAAGCAUGCUCGGAGACGACGGCCAGGACGAGGAUGACAACGAAUAUGACGAGUCCGAAGACGGGGAUGAUGAUGAUGAAGACACGGAUGUGACGAUCAAGGACGAGACGGAGACGAACCUGACGGGCCUCCGGCGGACGAUCUACCUGACGAUCAUGUCGAGCGCGGGCGCGGAGGAAGCGGGUCACAAGCUACUGUCCAUCGUGAGGCCCGGCCAUGGCCAGGAGGUGGAGCUGUGCGGCAUGAUCGUCGAGUGCUGCAAGCAGGAGCGGGCGCCCAAGACGCGGUUCUACGGCGAGCUCGGGCAGCGGCUGUGCGGCGUCGGCCGGGCGUACCAGGCCGGCUUCGAGGCGUGCUUCGCGCGGUGCUACGCGGCGGCGCACCGCAUGGGCACCGACGAGCUGCGUGCCGCCGCGGGGUUCUUCGCGCAGCUGCUGGCCGCCGACGCCGUGCCGUGGGGCGGCGUGCUGGGCGGCGUCAGGGUCACGGAGGAGGACACCACGUCGUCGUCGCGCAUCUUGGUGAAGACGUUGUUCCAGGAGAUGGCGGAGCAGCUCGGGGUGCGGGUGCUCGGCCGGAGGAUGAACGACGGCGAUGACCCCGUGGUCCGUGACGCCCUGUUCCCGAGGGACUCUGCCAAGAACGCGAGGUUCGCCAUAGAUUUCUUCACGGCGAUCGGUCUCGAAGGAGUGACUCAACCUGCGAGGAAGCUCUUGUUGUCCGGUAGUUAG